AUGGUUAAACAUAGUAUCAUCGCCCUUGCCGAGCAUGCAGCUUCCAGAGCUUCACGAGUUAUUCCUCCAGUAAAGCUGGCGUACAAAAAUAUGCUUAAAGACCCAUCUCCUAAGUACAAGCCGUUCAAGGCUCCCAAGAUGUCCAGUAGGCAAUGGCCGGACAACCAAAUCACGAAGGCUCCCCGUUGGUUGUCGACCGAUUUAAGAGACGGUAACCAGUCGCUACCGGACCCCAUGUCAGUUGAGCAGAAGAAGGAAUACUUCCACAAGCUGGUCAACAUAGGGUUCAAAGAAAUUGAAGUUUCCUUCCCAUCUGCAUCGCAGACGGAUUUCGACUUCACUAGGUACGCCGUGGAGAACGCUCCAGACGAUGUUAGCAUUCAAUGUCUUGUUCAAUCCAGAGAGCAUUUGAUUAAGAGAACUGUCGAGGCAUUGUCCGGUGCUAAGAGGGCCACCAUACAUACCUAUUUGGCUACAAGCGACAUGUUCCGCGAAAUCGUGUUCAACAUGUCCAGAGAGGAAGCCAUUUCCAAAGCCGUUGAGGCCACCAAACUGGUCAGGAAACUAACUAAGGAUGACCCUUCACAACAAGCUACCCGUUGGACAUAUGAAUUCUCCCCUGAAUGUUUCAGUGAUACUCCUGGUGAAUUUGCCGUUGAGAUUUGUGAAGCUGUGAAGAAUGCGUGGGAACCCACUGAGGAGAACCCAAYUAUUUUCAACCUGCCUGCCACCGUGGAAGUAGCCUCACCAAACGUUUAUGCUGACCAAAUUGAAUACUUCUCUACUCAUAUCACUGAACGUGAAAAAGUUUGCAUAUCCACACACUGUCACAACGACCGUGGUUGCGGUGUUGCAGCCACAGAACUGGGAAUUCUUGCCGGUGCUGAUCGUGUAGAAGGUUGUCUCUUUGGUAAUGGUGAACGUACCGGUAACGUCGAUUUAGUCACUGUGGCCAUGAACAUGUACACUCACGGUGUCCCCCCUAAGUUGGAUUUCUCAGACUUAACUUCCGUCCUAGACGUGGUUGAACGUUGUAACAAGAUCCCUGUGUCUCAAAGAGCUCCAUACGGUGGUGACCUGGUUGUCUGUGCUUUCUCCGGCUCCCACCAAGAUGCCAUCAAGAAGGGUUUCAAUGUGCAAAACAAGAAGCGUGCUCAAGGUGAGACACAAUGGAGAAUCCCUUACCUGCCACUAGAUCCAAAGGAUAUUGGCCGUGAUUACGAAGCUGUCAUCAGAGUCAACUCCCAAUCCGGUAAAGGUGGUGCCGCUUGGGUCAUCUUAAGAUCCCUAGGCUUAGAUCUCCCAAGAAACAUGCAAAUCGAAUUCUCCAGCACCGUUCAAGACAGUGCCGAUUCCUUGGGCAGAGAACUGAAAUCAGACGAAAUUUCCAAGUUGUUCAAAGAAGCUUACAAUUACAACGAUGAACAGUACCAAUCUAUCAGCUUAGUCAACUACAAUGUGGAGAAGUUCGGUACCGAACGCAGAGUGUUUACAGGUCAAGUCAAAAUCGAUGACCAAAUCGUCGAUAUCGAAGGUACAGGUAACGGUCCAAUCUCUUCUCUAGUCGAUGCUCUAUCCAACUUGUUGAAUGUGAGGUUCGCUGUGGCAAACUACACGGAACAUUCCCUAGGGUCUGGUUCCGCCACCCAAGCCGCUUCCUACAUCCACUUAUCCUACAGACGCAAUGCAGACAAUGAAAAAGCUUACAAAUGGGGUGUCGGUGUCUCAGAAGAUGUCGGCGACUCUUCAGUAAGAGCUAUCUUUGCUACCAUCAACAACAUUAUUCACUCCGGUGACGUGUCUAUUCCCUCUGUGGCUGACGCUAAGGCGGAGAAUAAAAGUGCUGCAGCAUCGGGCUCAGCAUAG
Saccharomyces eubayanus is the source of this 1866-nucleotide messenger RNA. RefSeq names its product 2-isopropylmalate synthase LEU4 (gene LEU4). Gene Ontology annotation, biological process: L-leucine biosynthetic process. NCBI's taxonomy places the organism in Eukaryota, Fungi, Ascomycota, Saccharomycetes, Saccharomycetales, Saccharomycetaceae. The record is from RefSeq and is a predicted model, not a curated record. Bases 1 to 1866 code for a protein of 621 amino acids. Gene Ontology annotation, cellular component: mitochondrion. The transcript has a single exon. Gene Ontology annotation, molecular function: 2-isopropylmalate synthase activity.